GUUCCGCCUUCUGCAUCUACGUCCUCUCAGGCCGAGGCGACACUCGCCGGCCCCGCAAUCGGCGAGAAACCGAAAAUAGGGUUUCUGUCAGAUUCCUGCAGGAGAUUCAUCCUUCUCCGACAAUGGCCUCGGAUUCUUCUAUGUCGCGUAUUGAUCAGUUUUAUGCUUCAAAGAAGAGGAAACACCAGUCACCAAAUUUGAAGUCUCGGAGAAAUGAGAAUAAUGUCGUGUCAGGAGAAAGGUCUCCUGGAGACAAAGGCACUUUGGAUAGUUACUUGAAAGCCUCGCUUGAUGAGAAUGGUACUAGGAUUACUUUGCAUAAUGAUAGUGGGUUGCAGGCCAGGCAGGAAGCAUUCAGCAGAAAUUUGGCUUUAGAGGUUUCUGCCACUUCUGUUGGUGAAACUGGAGAUCCCUCUUGGCCGAAAUCAGUAGGUGAAACUUCUGAUGGUGAUGAACGGUGUACGAAGACUGUAUUUCAAGUAUCACAUAGAGAAGAUGUCGCUAGAGCUGAAGUUCCUGUGGCAAACAAUUCUGUCUGUGCUAAUCAGAUCGAGAACUCAGACCUAAAGCAUUUUGCCACCAGUUUCUUGUCCUUGUAUUGUAGUGAUGUCCAGUCUGUUGCAAGCUCACCUUCACAAAGAAAAGUAAUUGACCUUAAACGACAUGCCUGCUCAUCAUCACUUGAUAUAAAAACUUCCAACAAGAGGCUAUGCGCCUCUGAUAAUUUACUGUCAUCAGAUGAACUUGCACAUCCUCUUGGGAGUAAACCUGAAGACUCACUAACUGGUAUUGUCGAUAAAAGAAAUACAUCUUUUUCUUGCUCCCCGAAGAAGGAGAUUCAGAGUAAUGGUUCUGUUGCAGUUCAAUUGAGCUUGAGGAAGUGUAAUAAGAGACUUGAAUCAGCUGCACAUCUUCCUGACUGCCGUUCACCGGGAUUAGUCGUUAAAUCAUGUCCUAUUGAAACCCCUAAGUCAGGAUGUGGUAGCUCAAUGUUCUCACCUGGAGAAGCUUUCUGGUAUGAAGCAAUUGAAGUUGCUGAUGGUUUGGUGAAUCGAACUGAAAAUUUCAGUUCUUUAGAAGGUCAAAAUGGAAAAGUUCAGGAUAGGACUAAUCUUUCAUGCAGUGAUAAAAAUGAUAACUGCAAUGACAAGAGAAGUUUAGAUUUAGGUGAAAGCAGAGUAAGGGAUACAGAUUUUUUUAAUUCUUCAAAGGUGUUGGAGAAGCUCAGAAAAGAUUCCAAGAAAGAUGCAUCCCCACUACCCAUAAAAAAUCUCGAACUUCUGUUUCAGGAUAAAAAAUCAGGUGGUAGCACCCAAGAUCAACGGGCUACAAAUGAUCCAAACAAUAUCCCAGGCAGAAGCAUCAAACUCUAUGAAUGUGGUUCUGUUGACCAGAUAGGAUCCAGAAAUAUUGAUAGUACAAAAGAGGUUCAGGCAAAUAACAAUUUGCAAGGCAAGAUUUAUAUAGAAUCUGAAGGAAACAGAAAUUUAUUGCUUGAGGAUGAUGAUAGCAUAAGAUCUGUUUCACCGGCAAGCGACUUGAGGAAAGCAGCUAACUCUUGUGGGUUUGAUGGAGCACAUACUCCUUCAAGCUCUUGUCCACAUAGGGAUGGCUCAGGUCUUAGCCACUGGCUUCCUUCUGAAGUUUGCAACGUAUACAAGAAGAAAGGAAUUUCUAAACUCUAUCCUUGGCAGGUUGAAUGCCUUCAGGUAGAUGGUGUUUUGCAGAGAAGGAAUCUGGUAUAUUGUGCUUCUACAAGUGCUGGUAAAAGUUUUGUAGCUGAAGUAUUGAUGCUGCGGCGGGUCAUAACAGCUGGAAAAAUGGCGUUGCUUGUGCUACCUUAUGUAUCCAUUUGCACCGAGAAGGCAGAGCACCUUGAGGUCCUUCUUGAACCACUUGGGAAGCAGGUCCGUAGUUACUAUGGAAAUCAAGGGGGUGGAACACUUCCUAAAGACACUUCUGUAGCUGUUUGCACAAUAGAGAAGGCGAACUCUUUAAUAAAUCGGUUGCUUGAAGAGGGUCGCUUGUCCGAAAUUGGGAUUAUUGUUAUAGAUGAGCUACACAUGGUGGGUGACCAGCAAAGAGGAUAUCUUUUGGAACUUAUGUUGACGAAACUUCGCUAUGCUUCUGGUGAAGGCACCUCAGAAUCAAGCAGCGAUGAGAGUUCUGGAAAUAGUAGUGGCAAGAUUGAUCCCGGUCAUGGCCUACAAAUUGUGGGGAUGAGUGCUACUAUUCCAAAUGUCGGAGCAGUCGCUAACUGGCUUCAAGCAGCACUAUACCAGACAGAUUUUCGACCCGUUCCACUGGAGGAGUUAAUUAAAAUGGGUAACACCAUUUACAAUAAAAAAAUGGAGGUUGUAAGAACACUAUCAAAAGCUGCUGAUAUGGGAGGUAAAGACCCAGAUCAUAUUGUGGAACUUUGCAAUGAGGUUGUUCAAGUGGGAAAUUCGGUGUUAAUUUUUUGUUCAAGUAGAAAAGGAUGUGAAUCAACUGCGAGGCAUAUUUCAAAGCUCAUCAAGAAAUUUCCUGUAAACGCUGAUGGCGAUAAUUGUGAGUUUACUGAUAUCAAUUCUGCUAUUGAUGCCUUACGAAGGUCUCCAUCUGGAGUAGAUCCUAUACUAGAAGAAACUCUUCCUUCUGGGGUUGCCUAUCACCAUGCUGGCCUUACAGUCGAAGAAAGAGAGAUAGUUGAAACUUGUUAUCGUCGAGGUCUUGUACGCGUGUUAACAGCCACAUCUACUCUGGCGGCUGGGGUUAACCUCCCUGCAAGGAGGGUCAUUUUUCGACAACCGAUGAUUGGCCGUGAUUUUAUUGAUGGAACGAGGUACAAGCAAAUGGCUGGUCGAGCUGGUCGGACUGGGAUUGAUACACAAGGAGAAAGUGUGUUGAUUUGCAAACCUGGGGAAGUCAAAAGAAUUAUGGCCCUUCUUAAUGAGAGCAGCCCACCAUUGCAGUCCUGUUUGUCUGAGGACAAAAAUGGAAUGACUCAUGCAAUAUUAGAAGUUGUAGCUGGCGGUAUUGUUCAGACAGCCAAAGAUAUUCAUCGUUAUGUGCGGUGUACUCUUCUAAAUUCCACAAAGCCCUUCCAAGAUGUGGUCAAAUCGGCUCAGGAUUCUCUGCGCUGGCUGUGCCACAGGAAAUUCCUUGAGUGGAAUGAAGACACAAAGUUAUACAGUACAACACCCCUCGGGCGUGCAGCUUUUGGCAGUUCACUCUGCCCAGAGGAGUCACUUAUAGUGCUGGAUGACCUUCUAAGAGCGCGUGAAGGAUUAGUUUUGGCUUCUGAUUUGCAUAUGGUUUACAUUGUGACACCCAUCAAUGUUGAUGUUGAACCAAACUGGGAAUUGUAUUACGAACGGUUCAUGGAAUUGUCUGCUCUUGACCAGUCUGUCGGAAAUAGAGUUGGAGUCGUGGAACCUUUUCUAAUGCGCAUGGCCCAUGGUGCACCGGUGCGCGCUUUGAACAGAUUAAGAGAUAGAAUGAAACAUUUGCGUGGAGAAUAUGAUGAACAGAAGGGUACAACAAGCAAUAAUAUGCUUUCAGAUGAACAGAUGCUACGAGUGUGCAAACGGUUCUUUGUCGCUCUCAUCUUGUCGAGAUUAGUUCAGGAAGCUUCUGUAUCUGAUGUGUGUGAGGCCUUUAAAGUUGCUAGAGGUAUGGUUCAAGCACUACAGGAGAAUGCCGGAAGGUUUUCUUCCAUGGUUACUGUAUUUUGCGAGAGGCUUGGGUGGCAUGAUCUGGAAAGUUUGGUCGCCAAGUUCCAGAACCGUGUUUCAUUUGGUGUGAGAGCUGAGAUUGUUGAACUUACUAACAUUCCAUAUGUAAAGGGUGCAAGAGCUAGAGCAUUGUACAAAGCUGGCUUCCGUACACCACAGGCAAUAGCUGAAGCAUCCAUUCCCGAAAUUGCCAAAUCCCUCUUCGAAUCUUCAGCAUGGGCAGCAGAAGGACAAAGACGGAUACAGUUGGGAUUAGCCAAGAAGAUCAAGAAUGGGGCGCGGAAAAUUGUUCUCGAGAAAGCAGAAGAGGCAAGGGUUGCUGCCUUCUCUGCUUUUAAAUCGCUUGGAUUGGAUGUUCAUCAGCUAUCUAAUCCCUUACCUUUGACUCCUGUUAGGAGCCCGAUUCGGCAGGAAUCUAGUGGAAAUAACAUUUCUAGUGGCUCGGUUGGUCCUAGUGAAAGUGAAAUACAACCUUAUCCUGACAAAGUAACAGUAGAGGGCAACAUGGAAUGUGGAGAAAAUUGCAGAGAAAAAUUAGGGGAAAUAUCAGGUGCUGCCUUGGGGUCAGAAGUAAACUUGACCUGUCCUCUUCCUGAUUCUCAAGCUAAAGGAACAACAGUAGGCGGUAAUAAGGUCGAUGCUGCCAGUAUUCGUCCUUGUGAUGCUAACGUUCUCCCAGUUAAUGAUGACAAGGAGAUAAGAUAUGAGAGCUAUGUCCAGCAAGAGUUGAGGAGUGAUGCCACUCUCGAUGACAGUAAUAAAGAUAGCACAAAUAAAAAAGGUCCUCUUACAGCAGGAAAUGUCCCUGGUGGAUUUGAUUCUUUCCUGGAUCUCUGGGAGUCCGUUGGAGAAUUUUUCUUUGAUGUCCACUAUAAUAAACAUCAAGAAUUGAAUUCUUGUAUCACCUAUGAGGUCCAUGGCAUCGCCGUCUGUUGGAAAAGCUCUCCUGUAUACUAUAUCAAUCUUCAGAAGGAUCUGUUCAACUUGGAGUAUGGAGGAAAAGAAAAACACUUCAAGAAUACCUCUGUUGGCAAGAAUGAGGCUUUGGCUUCUUCCUAUCUGUCCGAUAUUAUCAAGAAUAGGUGGAACAAAAUCAGUAAAAUAAUGGGAAACACAAAUGCAAGAAAGUUUACAUGGAACAUGAAAGUCCAAAUUCAGGUGCUAAAAAAUCCUGCAAUUUCUGUUGAGAGGUGUGGUCGUCUGAAUCUUACAGAAGGGAUCAGGGGUCUUGAUUUGGUGAAUGGCUCCUGGUUGAUGAUGCCUCCACUCCACAUUAGACAUAGCAUUGACAUGGCCAUCGUGACAUGGAUUAUUUGGCCAGAUGAGGAAAGAAAUUCAAAUCCAAAUAUAGAGAAGGAAGUCAAAAGAAGGUUGUCUGUGGAGGCAGCAGCAGCUGCCAGUCGCAGUGGCCGAUGGAGAAACCAGAUGCGGAGAGUUGCACACAAUGGUUGCUGCAGACAUGUCGCUCAAAUACGAGCCUUGUAUUCAGCUCUUUGGAAGAUUCUUAUUUCUGAAGAACUUGUUGAAGCAUUGACAACCAUUGAAAUGCCGCUGGUUAAUAUCCUUGCAGACAUGGAGCUUUGGGGGAUAGGUGUUGAUAUUGAAGGAUGCCUAGCAGCACGUAAUAUUUUGCAGAAGAAAUUGUGGUCCCUUGAGAAGGAAGCCUUUAAGUUGGCUGGUAUGACAUUUUCAUUACACAAUCCAGCAGAUAUCGCUAAUGUGCUUUACGGACAGUUGAAGUUGCCCAUUCCAGAAAACCAUGGCAAAGGGAAACUUCAUCCAAGUACUGAUAAGCAUUGCUUGGAUUUUUUAAGGGAUGAGCAUCCUAUAGUCCCAAUUAUCAAAGAGCACCGUACUUUGGCAAAGCUCUUAAAUUGUACACUUGGAUCAAUCUGCUCACUUGCUAAGCUAUGCUUAAGCACUCAAAGGUGCACUUUGCAUGGCCAUUGGCUUCAAACAUCAACAGCAACUGGGCGGCUUUCCAUAGAGGAGCCUAAUCUUCAAAGCGUUGAGCAUGAAGUAGAGUUCAAGUUGGAUAAACAUGAAAAUGAAGUUAGUUCUGAUGCUGAUCAUCACAAAGUAAAUGCACGUGAUUUCUUUGUUCCGACUCAGGAAAAUUGGGUACUCUUGACAGCAGAUUACUCCCAGAUUGAGCUACGUCUUAUGGCACACUUUUCUAGAGAUUCAGCAUUGAUCGAACUCCUUAGUGAGCCAGAAGGUGAUGUCUUUUCCAUGAUAGCUGCAAAGUGGACUGGAAAGUCGGAGGAUUCUCUUGGUACACAUGAUAGAGAUCAGACCAAAAGGUUGGUCUAUGGCAUUCUUUACGGAAUGGGUGCAAAUAGACUUGCAGAACAGCUUGAUUGCAGCUCAGCUGAAGCCAAGGAGAAAAUUAGAGGUUUUAAAAGUUCUUUUCCAGGUGUUGCCUCCUGGCUUAAUGAAACAGUCUCGUUUUGCCGGCAAAAAGGAUACAUCCAGACUCUGAAGGGGAGAAAACGAUUUUUGUCAAAAAUAAAAUUUGGAAAUGCUGAUGAGAAAUCCAAGGCUCAAAGGCAAGCUGUAAAUUCCGUGUGCCAGGGAUCUGCUGCUGACAUAAUCAAGAUCGCAAUGAUAAACAUCUACAAUGUGAUUGCUGAAGAUGUCGAUGUCCCGGUAUCCAGUUCUUCACAUUCAGCUAAGUUUCACAUGAUAAAGGGUCGGUGCCGAAUUCUUCUGCAGGUACAUGAUGAACUUGUUCUGGAAGUCGAUCCCUGUUAUGUAAAAGAAGCUGCACUUUUGUUACAAACCAGCAUGGAAAAUGCUGUCUCACUUCUCGUCCCAAUACCUGUGAAACUGAAGUUUGGAAAAACUUGGGGAUCUCUAAAACCUUUUCAUACCGAUAAAGAUGUCAGCUAAUUUCAGUGAAGGUCUUCAUGUUGGGAAUUCCCUCGAUUCUCAAUUCGAGAUUUUCCGACUGUUUUUGGGGCGACUGGCUACCUGAUGCUGUAUAUAUGAAGAUGAUGAUCUGACACAGCCUCAACUAUCCUGCUUAAAGCAAACUUUUUUUUUCCUUCCAUGACGAUCGGGAAUCAGUAAAAGAGAUGUUGGCAUGGGAAAAUUCUCACAGCGUCGGCAUAGAAGGAAGCAAGGACUUAUCAGAAUUCUAGCUCGGCAUUCGUUAAAUCAUGCUGCUACAACAGGAAUGUCGAUGGAAGUCGUCUAGAUCCUGAAUUCUUAAGAGAUAACUACACAUUCCAGAUCCGAAUACUUAGCUUUAGUCGGGAAAGUGAAUAUCAGGUUUCGAACAGAAAGAUUUGUGAAAGCUCAACAGAGAGAGUAAGCGUAGUCCUUUGUUACGUAACCCUUCCUCCGGUUGUCAGUUUCAUCCCCAAAAUCAGAAACCGUACGCCAAACAAUCCGGUUUGAUUUUCCGGUAGCUAGAAUCAAUAUGUACAUAACCGGCUACACGACCUUGUAUGACAUUAGGCAAUGAGUUCAACUGCAACCUCAACA
Molecule: messenger RNA, 7205 nt
Organism: Tarenaya hassleriana
Lineage: Eukaryota; Viridiplantae; Streptophyta; Magnoliopsida; Brassicales; Cleomaceae
Product: helicase and polymerase-containing protein TEBICHI
Exons: 27
Coding region: 123-6608 (2161 amino acids)
Biological process (GO): DNA-templated DNA replication; double-strand break repair
Molecular function (GO): DNA binding; DNA-directed DNA polymerase activity; ATP binding
Source: RefSeq, a predicted model, not a curated record